AUGGAUUUUUUGUCUGUGAAAGAGAACCUUUGGUGGCGCUGCACUGUGGUGUAUGGAUCAAAUGAGAGGUCUUUAAAACCUGCCUUUUGGGAGGAACUUAGAACAUGCAUGUGUUCUACUAAUAUCCCUUGGGUUGUUUGUAGGGACUUUAACGCCAUUUUUUCCAUAGAUGACAAACGGGGUGGGGAUCGUAACUUGAUGGACAUUAGGGCGGCAACCGGCUUCCUGCAGGAUAUGAUGCUUUUGGAGCCACCUACGAUUGGGAGAGGGUUUACGUGGACGAAUGGUCAAGAGGAUCCGAUUUGGGUAAAGCUUGACAGAUUCCUUAUCAGUUUUGAGUGCACAGUAAACUUCCCUAAGAUAAUUCAGAAAUGUCUACCUAGAAUGGGUUCGGAUCAUGUCCCUAUUUGGUUGGAGGUGGGGAUGCAUCUGUCCAAGCCCAGACCCUUCAGAUUCGAAUUAGCAUGGACCACGAUUGAUGGUUUUCAGGACCGAAUUGCUCAAUGGUGGAAUUCCACGUCGCCUGAGGGCUGUGGGGCAUUUGUAAUGGCUAAAAAUGUGUCUGCUUUGCGGGAGCAGCUCCGACGCUGGGCCAAAUUUUCCUUUGGAUCAAUCAAACUAAAAAAACAGCCCACCCCUAUUGAGGUGCAACAGGAACAGGUGCUGAGGGAGAAACUUUGGGAGACUCUCAAACAUGAAGAGAUUUACUGGAAGCAGAGAUCCCGAUUACUUUGGUUAAGGGAAGGAGAUGAGAACACAAAACUUUUCCAUGCCACGGUGAAUGGUCGUAAAAAUAGGAAUUUCAUCAAUUCCUUACGACAGGAGGGUUUGGAGUUCACUACUCCACAGGUGAUUGGCAGGGUGUUCACUGAUCGUCUGCACCAGCAGUUUGGGUCUAGGAUGACUUCUAGAUAUAAGAUUUAUUUGCAAGCUCUUAUGGAGCAUAAGAGCCCGGUGGACCUGACUCCACUGGAGGGAGCUGUCUCUCUUGAGGAAGUGAGGGAGGCGGUAGUCGAUUUGGGUGGCGAUAAGGCGCCGGGCCCAGAUGGAUUUCCGAUUCAAUUCUUCAAACAGUUCUGGAAUACUAUUAAAUUGGAUCUUUUACAUCUUCGUGAAGAUUUCUUUGAAGGGAGAGUGAAUCUUGAAAGGAUUAACUGGGCAAGCAUUGCCCUCAUUCCCAAAGUGGCGACUCCGGAGGGACCUGAUGAUUGUAGACCCAUUAGUUUAAUCAACUCCACACUUAAAAUUCUAUCAAAGAUCCUUGCGACAAGGCUCAGCAAGGUGAUGGAUAGGCUGGUGGAUGCAGAACAAUCAGCAUUCCUCAAAGGGAGAUGUAUCUUGGAGAAUGUUGCGAUGGCAGAGGAGUUAAUUUUUAGCAUUAAUAACAGAAGGCUGCUAGGGCAUAUCCUUAAAGUGGAUUUUACAAAGGCCUUUGAUCACGUCCAUUGGGAGUUCUUGUUUAACUUACUGAAUGCGAGGGAAUUUGGGGACCGUUGGAUUGGAUGGGUGAAGUGCAUCCUAUCAUCGUCAAAGGCAAAUAUUCUGAGCAACGGUUCACCCAAUGGCUACAUUCGCUACAAUUGUGGCUUACGUGCAAUGUUCACCCAUGCUUUGAAAUCUAAGGUUCUGAUGGGUGUUCCACUUGGUAGCUAUGGGAACCGGUGUAACCUCCAUUAUGCGGAUGACUUACUUAUUUUGACGACUGGUGGAUUGGAGGUCCUAAGACUUGUCAAAUUGCUCCUGUUUGUUUUCGAGGGCAUGACUGGUCUUGCAUCCAAUUUCUCUAAAAACUGUUUGUAUUCUAGCAAAUGGGGUGAUCUUCCGACGAAGGAGGCCACGUUGCCGACAUACUGGAUGUCUAUUUUUCGCCUCCCGGCUUGGGUUAUAAAGAAGAUUGAUCAGCUUAGAAGAGAUUUUUUGUGGACGGGCCCAGAUAUUGAUAACCUGGCCUGUAGACUGGUUAGUUGGAAAAACCUCUGUCGUCCUAGGGACCAUGGUGGGUGGGGCAUUCUGGAUCUACAAACUUUCAAUCACGCACUCCUUGGGAAGUGGUGGUGGAAAUUUAUAGCGAAGGACAACUGGUGGCUGUCGGAGGUGAUUCGCUUUAAUUAUUCAUUGGCACACUGGGACUUGUUCCCUAGACGGAUUGGCAGGAUGUCAUUUAUUUGGAGAGGGGUUAUCAGUUGCGUCCCUGUCUUACGUGCUUGUAUCUCACAUGAGAUUCGUACUGGUCAAAAAACGCUAUUUUGGAAAGAUCCCUGGCUUAAUGGCAUCACUCCGAGGUACAUUUGGCCAGAGCUGUUUUGUAAUUCUCCUCAUCAGAAUGCUUCGGUUUGUGACCUUGCACAUUUGCUGACAACGAGGCCUUUCACGGAAUGGGCGGAGGGUUACUCGUCGCGGGUGAUGCUAAGGAACAGCGGGGAAGGUAUAAGGGAUACCAAAUCUUGGAAUCUCACUAGGAAUGGCACUUUCUCAGUGAAGUCAUUGCACAACUUUAUGAUUGAUGGGGGGUUGGGUUGCCCUGUUUCUCGGUUCUUCUGGAAAAGCAGAUGCCCGAAAAAGAUAAACCUUUUUAAUUGGUUGGUUUGGAAGGAUUGGAUCCCUUCUUUGGAGAAUCUCGAAAAGCGGAGAUGUUGUUGCAUUUACCAGACCCCCCCUAAUUCAGUGACCAAUAUUUGGGGCUCUUGGAGGUUAUCUUUACGACACGCCCAGAGGGACAUUGGUGAUCUUGUUGUGAAAGCUAUUGUGUGGAAUGUAGGGCUAGCUAGAAAUGACUGUGUUUUUAAUGUCACUGUUAUGCCAGCACAUGCUAUAAUCCUGAAAAUUGAUCGCAUUUUAUCAUUCUGGUGUUCUUUAGACACUGACAGCGCACAAGAACGCAUGGACGACUCUUUGAGGUGCAUCCGUCGCAGUUUGGAGUUCCUAGGUCCAAGGGCGGAGGAACUUAGCGUGAUUGCGGAGUCUGACGAGGUUCAUGUUCCUAGGGAGGAGUAG
Dioscorea cayenensis subsp. rotundata (Guinea yam) is the source of this 2994-nucleotide messenger RNA. RefSeq lists its product as uncharacterized. The transcript is spliced from 5 exons. The coding region runs from base 1 to 2994 and encodes 997 amino acids. Lineage: Eukaryota; Viridiplantae; Streptophyta; Magnoliopsida; Dioscoreales; Dioscoreaceae. The record is from RefSeq and is a predicted model, not a curated record.